AGAUCAGGGGUUCAAGACCAGCCUGACCAACAUGGUGAAACCCCGUCUCUACUAAAAAUACAAAAAAUUAGCCGGGACUGGUGGCGCGCACCUGUAAUCCCAGCUACUUGGGAGGCUGAGACAGGAGAAUCUCUUGAACCCAGGAGGCAGAAUUUGCAGGAGCCUAGAUAGCGCCAUUGCACUCCAGCCUGGGCAAGAGUGAGACUCUGUCUCAAAAAAAAAAAAAAAAAAAAAAAGGGAGGGGGCUUCUUUAUUGAAACUCAGAAGGUGUAAAAGGAUUCUGUCUUGGAGACCCCUCCUUACAAUGAGGACAUAAUCAGAGGUACCACAUCCAGAGCCCUUGAAGUUUGAGUAGCAGGUAGGCUGAGGUGUGACCCUGUGAUGGUGAAAAUCAUGUUAAGGUCAAGGCCACAGAGGGUGCUCAGGUGUAUUUUAAAGUAUCCUUUCAAGAAAAAUAAAGUGAAUCACUUAGCAGUCACUCUGAUUUAUUUCAUUAAAUCUGAAUAUUAAAUUUAAUGCUGUCAUAAAAUGUAGAUUUCCUAGGCUAUAAUUUCUAUAACUUCCUUCAAAAGAGAGCUUGCCCAAUUCAGUUUUAUGCCACUUCCAGUGUCAUGAACACAAUUGGUACCCCCACAAUAAGAUUAAAGUAGGGAGAGCUGGCAUCUGACAAUCCCUGCCUGCAGAUAGCAAAUCCCAAAGUAAUGCUUCCACCUGGCCUGGCCUGGCCACCAGCACCUUGCCCAGAAACAGCCUGUAGCAAGCUAUGGCAUUUCUAGGCCUGGAGAAGGUCGUGUAAGCAUGGUGUGAUUAGGGGACAUUGUAUUUUUCCUUCUGAAACUUUUCAUCAAGGAAACUCUGAAAUAAUACUGUCUUAAAGACAGCUUGAGGAAUUGAUAAGUUGAUCACCUAUGUCUAAAUAUUGUGUGGCCUCCGAUAACAUCCUAGACCAGUAUCUAUCAGCCCACCAGGUAGGAAAUGGGGGAUUUGAUGGCAGAGAAGUUCAGUUUUCAGUAUUAAUGGUGAAUAUUUAGCAUGUACACAGAAUGCCUGGCACAUAGGAUUUUAACCAAUUUAAUCUUCACAGGAAUGCUCAAAGUUUAGGAGCUUUUAUCGGCAGCCCUAUUUUACAGGUGGAAAAGCAGGUGGUUUGUCAGUGGAUGAGCCUGGCUUGCGGGCAGGCACGUCUGUCUUCUGGCUCUUAACCGCAGUAUUCUCCUGUCUGUUGUCAUGGGGAGCAAGUGCUUACCUGUAAGGAAUCUUUCCCCACACAUUGGUAAAAUAACCCUACAAGAUUAUUUUAGAAGUUUUGCACAGAGGCAGUAUCAUAGCCAUGGAGGUUUAUCUGGGGUGAGAUUAUUGCUAAUUGAAAAUGAAAACAAUAAAGACAGAAUUAUGUUAGGAGACAGACUGUAGCCCUUCAUUGGGAGGGCAUUGGUGUAAACAGCACCCUCACAGUCACAUCUCUUUGUUCUUGUCUUCCUGGAAGCCCACUUGUUCCUAGGUAAGGUUGGGGGUAACAGGUACCAAAGAUACUUUUUUAAACUAGUCACAUGAGUUGCAUCUUCGAGGCUGCAUGGUUAGGAAAGAUGCCUCAUAUAAACGCGCAGCAGGUGAGACAUGCCCCUCGUUUUGUUUUUGCAGGCCAAGCCCCAGAGUGUGCGUGGUUUUAGGGUGCAGGCUGGUGCCUGGGCUAGGCCCCUCGGAGGCUCCGGUCCGCGCUGCGCCGAUCCAUCCCGGCGCUUGGGCCUGCACGCCGCCGCGCUCGCCGCCGCCGCCGCGCUCCCGGGACUCGGCCAGCCCGGCUGGGCGCGCGGCCCGCGGUCCCUGCACGUCGGCCCCCGUCGCCCGCCCCGCCCCGGCGCGCGUUUCCAUUUUAAACCGCCGCCCGCCGCCCGCCAUCCGCCACCCUUCGGCCGCAGCCGGUGCAGCUGUCCGCGCUUCCCGGAGCCCAGGGAGUGGCGGAGGCUGCGGAACCGCCGAGCUGUGUAGCCGGAGCGGGAGGAUGCGCGCGGGCCCCGCGUCGUAGACAAUGAAGCCGCGGGCGCUGCCGCCCGCCCUGGGCCCUGCGCACCGCGGCCGCACCUGCCGGCGAGAGCGCUGUCGCGCCUGACCGGCCGCCUCGCCUGGCCCCGCCGGCCCAUGGCUCGGCGCCCCGGGCCCGGACCCCGGCACUCGGGCGGCGCGGCGCACGGGCCGGCGGGUGUCAGGGGCGCCGUCCCUGCAGCCUGAGUGCGGCCCUAGCGGUGAGCGGGGGGGCGUGGGCCACACUGCCGGCCCGCCUGCCCUCCCCGCCUGGCCCGGCGCCCUCCCGGCCCGCGGGCUCGCUGGAUGCGGCGGGGCCCCAGCGCGCGGGCGACAUGUACUUGUUGGACGGCAGUGGCGAGCCCGCGUCGCCACCCGCGGACGCGAUGCCGCGCGGGACGCCCCCCAGAAAGACUGUCUACCGCAUCUCCGUGACCAUGGUCAGGAAGGAGCAGCUGGCCGCGCCGGGCUUCGGCGGCCCAGACCCACGCCCGGCUCGGCGGCCCCGGCCCGCGCCCUCCCCGGACGCGCCCGGGAGGCUUGAGGAGGAGGCCGAGGAUGCGGAGGGUGCCGAGGAACCGGAGGGUCCCCGGCCGUGCGCCUGGGAUUUCCGCACCUUCCGCACCCGCAGCACCGGGCAGCUGGAACUGGGGCGGCUCCGGCCGUGCGCACGCGGCCUGGAGCCCGCGGACCUGGCCGGCAGCGCGCCGGCCGAGGAGGAGGGACGCAGCUCGCCCGCGCCCGGCAGCCCCGACGUGGAGGGGGCCCGGGCCGCGCCCCUGCGGCGGAGCCUGAGCUUCAGGCACUGGAGCGGGCCUGAGGCGCCGCAAAGCCGGACACUGGGCGGUGGAAGGCGCCACAGCAGCUCCGGGAGCCUGGCCUGGGCGCCGGGCGACGAGGCCGCGGCCGGGGCCACCCUAGAGCCCGCGACCGCCACGCAGCCCGCCUCGGAGAAGCGCAACACCCUGGACGUGGGCGAGGUGCUCAGCAAGAACGACGCGCUCUCGGACCUGGAGCGUUGGGAGCGUAGUAAGAGCAAGAACCGCACGCUGGACAACAGCGACCUGCAGCGGCUAGAGCGCGCGCGGGCGGCGGCCGGGGCCGGCGCGGCCUCGGAGCACCGGCUGCUGCGCUUUUUCAGCGGCAUCUUCGCGCGCAGGGACGGGGGCCCGGGCGGCGGGCCUUCGCCACGGAGCGGAGCCUCGCGGCCGCGCGGCUACUUCAGCCUGCGGCGGGCCCCGGCCGAGGCGCACUCGUCCAGCGCCGAGAGCAUCGACGGCUCCCCGCGCAGAGAUGCUUUUGUGAACAGCCAGGAAUGGACGCUGAGUCGAUCUGUCCCAGAGCUCAAAGUGGGAAUUGUGGGUAACUUGGCCAGCGGCAAGUCUGCCCUGGUGCACCGGUACCUGACGGGCACAUAUGUCCAGGAGGAGUCUCCGGAAGAUAUGGAUGCAGGUGGCAGGUUCAAGAAAGAGAUUGUCGUUGAUGGACAGAGCUAUCUGCUGCUGAUUAGAGAUGAAGGGGGCCCCCCAGAGGCGCAGUUUGCCAUGUGGGUGGAUGCUGUUAUAUUUGUCUUCAGCUUGGAGGAUGAAAUAAGUUUCCAGACCGUUUACCACUACUACAGUCGAAUGGCCAACUAUCGGAACACGAGCGAGAUUCCUCUGGUUCUGGUGGGAACCCAGGAUGCCAUAAGUUCUACUAACCCGAGGGUCAUCGAUGACGCCAGGGCGAGGAAGCUCUCCAACGACCUGAAACGGUGCACAUACUACGAGACGUGUGCUACAUAUGGGCUGAACGUGGAGAGGGUCUUCCAGGACGUUGCCCAGAAGAUUGUUGCCACAAGGAAGAAGCAGCAGCUGUCCAUAGGACCCUGCAAGUCGCUACCUAAUUCUCCCAGCCAUUCCUCCGUCUGUUCCGCGCAGGUGUCCGCUGUGCACAUCAGCCAGACAAGUAAUGGAGGUGGGAGUUUAAGCGACUAUUCCUCCUCCGUUCCAUCGACUCCCAGCACCAGCCAGAAGGAACUUCGGAUCGAUGUUCCUCCCACUGCCAACACGCCCACGCCUGUUCGCAAGCAGUCCAAGCGCCGGUCCAACCUGUUCACCUCUCGGAAAGGGAGCGACCCAGACAAAGAGAAGAAAGGCCUGGAGAGUCGCGCGGACAGCAUCGGGAGCGGCCGAGCCAUCCCAAUUAAACAGGGCAUGCUGUUGAAGCGAAGUGGCAAAUCGUUGAAUAAAGAGUGGAAAAAGAAAUAUGUCACCCUGUGUGACAAUGGCGUGCUGACCUAUCAUCCCAGUUUACAUGAUUACAUGCAGAAUGUUCAUGGUAAGGAGAUUGACCUUCUGAGAACCACUGUGAAAGUCCCAGGGAAGAGGCCACCCCGAGCCACGUCGGCCUGCGCGCCCAUCUCCAGCCCUAAAACCAAUGGCCUAUCCAAGGACAUGAGCAGUUUACACAUCUCACCCAAUUCAGGGAAUGUCACUAGUGCAUCUGGGUCUCAGAUGGCAAGCGGCAUCAGCCUGGUCUCCUUCAACAGCCGACCCGACGGCAUGCACCAGCGCUCCUACUCAGUCUCCAGUGCCGACCAGUGGAGUGAGGCUACAGUCAUUGCAAACUCGGCCAUCAGCAGUGACACAGGGCUGGGUGACUCCGUAUGCUCCAGCCCCAGUAUAUCCAGCACCACCAGCCCCAAGCUCGACCCGCCCCCCUCCCCUCACGCCAACAGAAAGAAGCACCGAAGAAAGAAAAGCACUAGCAACUUCAAAGCCGAUGGCCUGUCCGGCACUGCUGAAGCCAAACGCAAAGCAUGGAAACUAAACCGUGUUGGUAGCCUGCGAAAUAUAUACAGCAGCAGCACCAACACCGAAGAACAAGAAGAAAAUUUUGAGUUUAUCAUUGUGUCCCUCACUGGCCAAACGUGGCACUUUGAAGCCACGACGUAUGAGGAGCGGGACGCCUGGGUCCAAGCCAUCGAGAGCCAGAUCCUGGCCAGCCUGCAGUCGUGCGAGAGCAGCAAGAACAAGUCCCGGCUGACGAGCCAGAGCGAGGCCAUGGCCCUGCAGUCGAUCCGGAACAUGCGCGGGAACUCCCACUGUGUGGACUGCGAGACCCAGAAUCCUAACUGGGCCAGUUUGAACUUGGGAGCCCUCAUGUGCAUCGAGUGCUCAGGGAUCCACCGGAAUCUUGGCACCCAUCUUUCCCGAGUGCGAUCUCUGGACCUGGAUGACUGGCCAGUCGAACUCAUCAAGGUGAUGUCGUCCAUUGGGAACGAGCUAGCCAACAGCGUCUGGGAAGAGAGCAGCCAGGGGCGGACGAAACCCUCGGUAGACUCCACAAGGGAAGAGAAGGAACGGUGGAUCCGUGCCAAGUACGAGCAGAAGCUCUUCCUGGCCCCGCUACCAUGCACGGAGCUGUCCCUGGGCCAGCACCUGCUGCGGGCCACCGCCGACGAGGACCUGAGGACGGCCAUCCUGCUGCUGGCACACGGCUCCCGGGACGAGGUGAACGAGACCUGCGGGGAGGGAGACGGCCGCACGGCCCUGCAUCUGGCCUGCCGCAAGGGGAAUGUGGUCCUGGCGCAACUCCUGAUCUGGUACGGGGUGGACGUCAUGGCCCGAGAUGCCCACGGGAACACAGCGCUGGCCUACGCCCGGCAGGCCUCCAGCCAAGAGUGCAUCGACGUGCUGCUGCAGUAUGGCUGCCCCGACGAGCGCUUCGUGCUCAUGGCCACCCCCAACCUGUCCAGGAGAAACAAUAACCGGAACAACAGCAGCGGGAGGGUGCCCACCAUCAUCUGAGGAACAGCCGUGCCUGCCUGCUCGCCGCACCCGGGACGCGGCAGCCUCGCCGCAUUCUCGCUCGGAAGUCGCAGCACGUGAGUCCCGUCGCAUCCCCUCCCUCUUCCUGGUGGCCGCCUCCCUC
Symphalangus syndactylus (siamang) is the source of this 5937-nucleotide messenger RNA. RefSeq names its product ArfGAP with GTPase domain, ankyrin repeat and PH domain 1 (gene AGAP1). Gene Ontology annotation, biological process: activation of GTPase activity. Gene Ontology annotation, molecular function: GTPase activator activity; GTP binding; GTPase activity. The record is from RefSeq and is a predicted model, not a curated record. NCBI's taxonomy places the organism in Eukaryota, Metazoa, Chordata, Mammalia, Primates, Hylobatidae.